Messenger RNA from Coffea eugenioides, 1875 nucleotides. Its product is annotated as sphingoid long-chain bases kinase 1-like. The coding region runs from base 493 to 1875 and encodes 460 amino acids. Gene Ontology annotation, biological process: sphingosine biosynthetic process. Gene Ontology annotation, molecular function: kinase activity. Gene Ontology annotation, cellular component: membrane; cytoplasm; intracellular membrane-bounded organelle. The transcript has 10 exons. Lineage: Eukaryota; Viridiplantae; Streptophyta; Magnoliopsida; Gentianales; Rubiaceae. The record is from RefSeq and is a predicted model, not a curated record.
GGAAUUUUUAUAAAGACGACAAUAGCGUGUCGCUGUUCUAGACCCAUUUCUCCCAUCGCAAUACCCAACCACCCAUCUGCACAACCUUACGCAGCUGAUCUCCGUCGCCGGCCCCUGUCACCGACGUCGGAUUCACCUCCGGCCAUCAUCUCCAACACAUGAUAUUUUGUCUUCUCCAUCUCGAAGAUACAUUGAUCAGCAAUAUAAGGAAGGAAGCCUACUUCUGGAAUAGUGACGUUCGAAAAACAUAGAGAUGACAAAGAUUGUAUAUGAGAGGAUAUGUGGCAUCUAACUCUUUCCAGAUGUAACCAAUUGAAGCUCCUGUACAUGAUAAUUUAAAUGGUUGAAAAAUUAAGGACUACCAUCACAAUAAGCUAAGUAUGCAGGUCAAGGUAUCAUGGUGAGCCGUAUGGGGGUGUAUGCUCAUUGGAUCUUGUGGCACUUUUCUUGGUUUUAGAUUUUUGUUUUUCGUCCUUGCUGUGAAAAGCUAUUAUGCAGAAGACUGCGAAUCUUUCAAAGAAUAGUUCUUUGAGACUUACACCUCAGCAAUCUCUUCGUCGGAUGGGUCUAUGUUCUCAAAUAGUAACUGGACAGCAGACAUCUCCAAUUGUCUUUCCAGAAAGACGCAGCAGAGGAAAAGCUUCAUCACGUGCUGACAUCAAUGUGAGCGAUCAUGAUCCUGCGAAAGCUAAAGGGAAGGAACAUAGGAUCGAUAUUGGAGAUGAACAGUCUGACUUAUUAGGAUACGAGGUGUUUGCUGGAAAACUGGUCUUGGAUAAGAGAAAGCCAAGUAAAAGUACUGAUGUACAAACUUCAACAGAUACUUCAACACAGGAUGCUAUUGAGGUUAAGUUGACAAGUAAGGCACUGGUUUGGGGUACUCAAAUCUUAUCUCUUGCAGAUGUGAUAUCGGUUUCAUAUUAUUCUGGUCUUAGACACUUUACAGUGCAUUCUUACCCAUGUAAAAAAGCUUCUGGCCUUUCCUGUUUUGUGAAAAGUGGGAGAAGUCGGAAGGAUUUUCGCUUCUUAGCUUCUACCUCGGAGGAAGCCCUUCAAUGGGUGGGCUCAUUUGCAGAUCAGCAGUGUUAUGUGAAUUGCUUGCCUCAUCCUCUGAAGCAGGCCUCAGACUUUGUUGUUAAUGAAUUUCCUCCAGAGUCAUAUAUAAAAUGUAAAAGUCCACCUAGAAUGCUCGUGAUCUUAAACCCUCGGUCAGGACGUGGUCGUUCAAGUAAAGUUUUCCACGGCAUGGUUGAGCCCAUAUUCAAGCUUGCUGGAUUUCAGCUGGAGGUGGUGAAAACAAAUUCUGCUGGUCAUGCAAGAAAACUUGCAGCAACUGUUGAUUUCAGCACUUGCCCUGAUGGUAUCAUAUGCGUCGGGGGUGAUGGAAUAGUGAAUGAGGUUUUAAAUGGUUUACUUAGUCGAGACAACCAAAAAGAAGCAAUUUCUAUCCCCAUUGGUAUUAUACCUGCUGGUUCUGAUAAUUCUUUGGUGUGGACUGUCCUUGGAGUUAGAGAUCCAGUGUCUGCUGCUAUAGCUAUUGUAAAGGGAGGGCUUACUGCUACUGAUGUAUUUGCUGUUGAGUGGAUUCAAGGUGGUGGCAUUCACUUUGGGACAACUGUGGCAUACUUUGGUUUUGUUAGUGACGAAUUCAGCCUUGAUAAAGUUAUUGAAUGGUGGAUAUUCUGCUUGUUUGAAAAUACAGUGUACUGGAUUGAGAACAUAUCAUUUUAUCUCACCCUACUUGGGGCCCAGUUGAUGUCUCACCAGCUUAUACUUAUUGACUGCUUGUUUGGCUGCCAACAGAAAGCUUUUAUUGACAGGAGUGCAAGUUUGGCUUUCAUACUAUUCGAAAUUGCCUCAUGUUUCGUUGAUUAA